This is a messenger RNA of Geodia barretti, 712 nucleotides long. Lineage: Eukaryota; Metazoa; Porifera; Demospongiae; Tetractinellida; Geodiidae. The record is from the annotation of a GenBank genome assembly.
GUCAGGAAACAUCUUUUCAGCAUUCUUUCCAGCAAACUCAUAUUCUCCUCCUCCUCCUCCUCCCCCUCUCUCCUCGGCUCUCCGGCCGCCAUAAGACCCUCCUCUACUGCUGUUAGAAGACCAACUAUAUCCAGCUGUCGAAGAGUCGUACCCUGAGCUGUGGGCGGCGUCCCGCGGUCUUUUGGCGGGCGGCGGCGCUGCGAGGCCGGCUCCUCUUGGUGUUAUGUUUGCGCUAUUAGUACGAAUCCCUCGUCGAGGACCACUGCCUGAUCCGUUGUAGCUCAUCCCCUAGUAGAUAUACGGUCCGCCGCGCAUACACGUGAGUUCAAAGUGCAAAUACUGCGCAUGCGUGCAACCGAGCUUCAGUGGUGACGUCACGAGAAAUGGCAGGAGCAGCAGCAGUAAAGGGUGAAGUGUUGAAAUCUGUGCAUUUCGAGGUCUUUGGCAAAGUGCAAGGAGUCUUCUAUAGAAAAUUCACUAGAGAUAUGGCAGUGAAGCACGGACUGGUAGGAUGGGUAAAGAACACCGAUAAAUCUAGAGGUACUGUAGUGGGCGUGGUUCAGGGGGCGGAGUCUCAAGUGGAGCUAAUGAAGACGUGGCUACGAGAAACAGGCAGUCCAAGGUCACAUAUCGAUAGAUGUGAGUUCUCCAAAGAAGGCCCCGUCACUAGAACACAAUACCACAGUUUCACCAUCAAAAGAUAGAAGAAUCA